This is a messenger RNA of Lindgomyces ingoldianus, 594 nucleotides long. RefSeq lists its product as uncharacterized. The annotation marks the transcript as partial. The transcript has 2 exons. Lineage: Eukaryota; Fungi; Ascomycota; Dothideomycetes; Pleosporales; Lindgomycetaceae. The record is from RefSeq and is a predicted model, not a curated record.
AUGGCUUCACAAGUCGUCGCCUCAAUAUUGCGCUCUGACUUGAACGACCGUUUGGACCCUUCUCAUGCAAUCAUCACCGAUUUUGAGUAUCUUGCCUCUUAUAGCUGGCUUGAUAGCGGUUUACCUACCAUUUUAGUACCUGGCUCCCCACCUCUUUGGUCACCGCUUGCGGGACCACUAAAGCUGGAACCCGACUCCGGACGAGUUUACAUUGAUCAAAAUGCGGCGCGAAUCCCCCAUGCGCCUCUCGAGCCCUUGUUCGGUGCAAUCUUCACCCAGAAUCCUGAUUUUGAGAUGGGAAAUGUCGACCUCAUCACGGACCGGAACAAUAUCAGAAAACUUCUCCGCUUCGUCGACGGGACUUCGAGCGAAUUCUUUCAGAUACACGUCGAAAUUGAUGGCAAGAGGGCGCUGUUUACACGCAUGGAGCAUGACACCACAACAGUCAUUCAGGGCUUCCAAGGCUACGGUCGAAACUUCGAGAAGGCGUGCACAAAACGCGCGACCGGAACCUCUGGGUAUUACAGAAUCACUAAAUUUCGCUUCGGUGGCUUGCAAUGCGUGGUCAGACAUGAAACUGAUGGGUACGUUGAA